CCCGGCGCAGCUUCCGGGGCAGGCGCGGCCGUUCCGGGCGGUGCGGGCACCAUGGGGGUGACGCGGCAGAAACACGCCAAGAAGAUCAUGGGCUUCUACAAGCACAGCUUCCAGUUCCGCGAGCCCUUCCAGGUGCUGCUGGACGGCACCUUCUGCCAGGCCGCGCUCCGCAACAAGAUCCAGAUCCGGGAGCAGCUGCCCGGGUACCUGGGCGGCGCCGCGCAGCUCUGCACCACGCGAUGUGUUAUAAAAGAACUGGAAUCAUUGGGGAAAGCACUGUAUGGAGCAAAAUUAAUUGCCCAGAGAUUUCAAGUUCGAAACUGUUCUCACCACAAGGAUCCUGUGAGUGGUUCCACCUGUUUACUUUCUAUGAUUGAAGACGGCAACCCUCAUCACUUCUUUAUUGCUACACAGGACCAGGACUUAUCAAACAAAGUGAAAAAGAAGCCUGGCGUUCCUCUCCUCUUUAUUAUUCAAAACACGAUGGUGUUAGACAAACCUUCUCCUAAAUCUUUGGCAUUUGUUCAAAAGUUGCAGACAAAUCAGCUUGUUCCAGAGUACCAAAAACAAAGUAUUGUGGAGCUUAAAGAGAAAGAAGGACUAGCAAAGCAAGAAGGUGAAAAGAGGAGAAAACGCAAAAGGGCAGGUGGCCCCAAUCCACUCAGCUGUCUGAAGAAAAAAAAGAAGAAAACACAGGAGGGUCAGGAUCCUUCUGCUGAAAAGAAGAAAAGAAGAAAAAGAAAACGAAAUAGAGUUAAAGCAGAAACCAUGCCAUCAGUGCAGAAGAAAGAAGGAGAAUAAAUUCAUCUAUGUAAACAGCACAUGGCUUGAACAUUGUUUGAACUUUGCAAAAAGAAAGAUUAUUAUGCGUGAAAUUGAGUUGUUGAUAUUAAAACUUAUUUUUAUUA
Molecule: messenger RNA, 908 nt
Organism: Chiroxiphia lanceolata (lance-tailed manakin)
Lineage: Eukaryota; Metazoa; Chordata; Aves; Passeriformes; Pipridae
Gene: UTP23
Product: UTP23 small subunit processome component
Exons: 3
Coding region: 52-801 (249 amino acids)
Cellular component (GO): nucleolus; small-subunit processome
Molecular function (GO): small ribosomal subunit rRNA binding
Source: RefSeq, a predicted model, not a curated record